CAAAAUCGAUCCACUCUGCAAGCAAAAAAUAAAAACUCUUCCAAAGUCAAAAACCUUUAUAAAGCGGCGGCGAGGGCAACCGCAAUAUUAAUAUUCCGACAGAGAAGAAGAAAGACACAGCUAAACGAAUUGUCUCUCCAAUCAAAAGAAAAAAAAAAAGAUGGCGAAAGACAGCUGUUUGGCCAGAAUCACUGCCGGAGUUGCCGUUGGUGGCGCAGUUGGUGGCGCUGUAGGUGCUGUCUAUGGAACUUACGAAGCGAUUAGAUUCAAGGUUCCUGGGCUUAUGAAGAUUAGAUACAUUGGUCAAACUACCAUUGGCAGUGCAGCAAUUUUCGGGCUUUUUCUAGGUGCCGGCAGUUUGAUACAUUGUGGAAAAGGCUACUGAGUACUGAUUCCCCCCUUACAUUUGUUUAGCUCUAGAAGCUCUCUAAGUUUGUGUCUCUCAAAUAGUUUCCUGGUGAAAGAUUGGAUUCUUUUUUUGAAAGAUAUUGAGUUUUUUUUCUUUAUUGUUGAAUAAGUAUUGAAUCAACUUAUAUGUUUCUGCUGCUCUCUGUGAAUUUUCAUCUCUCUUGGUUUUAUCAGAAACAGCUUCUUUUUCU
Messenger RNA from Camelina sativa (false flax), 599 nucleotides. RefSeq lists its product as uncharacterized. Lineage: Eukaryota; Viridiplantae; Streptophyta; Magnoliopsida; Brassicales; Brassicaceae. The record is from RefSeq and is a predicted model, not a curated record. Gene Ontology annotation, cellular component: TIM23 mitochondrial import inner membrane translocase complex. Gene Ontology annotation, biological process: protein insertion into mitochondrial inner membrane; protein import into mitochondrial matrix.